This is a messenger RNA of Drosophila sulfurigaster albostrigata, 9435 nucleotides long. Its product is annotated as protein telomere ends associated-like. Lineage: Eukaryota; Metazoa; Arthropoda; Insecta; Diptera; Drosophilidae. The record is from RefSeq and is a predicted model, not a curated record. Bases 90 to 9395 code for a protein of 3101 amino acids. The transcript is spliced from 15 exons.
GGUCACUCUGAAUGAAUCUGGCGUCCAAUGUUGUUAAUAUCCCGCGUUUGCAAUUUAAAUGACUCUUAUUUAUUAAAAGUUGACAUUAAAUGUCGACAGUAAAGCGUAAAAAGAAGACGAAUGGUGAUACGCGACAGUCGGAGCAGUUGCGCAACUGGUUGAAUAAGUCAAAAAACACAAAAUGCAUGCCGCCAGUUUCAUUCAAGGUGUUUUCACAACUUGUGGAAAAUCUGCCGGACAUUGCCUUUCAGAUCCAGGUGACAGGGUCUGCCAAACCAAAGGGCACUUUGGAUGAAUGUGCAGAAUGGUUUUACAAUGAAUUCUACAAAAAUUCCGCCAUACGAGAAAAGUACGAAAUCAAAGUAAGAUCCUGUCCUCUGGCUAUAAAAAAUAAGUUGUUGCAAUUACCCAUAGCAGAGGAAGCUACAACAACUGCAACUGGAACUGCAACUGAAAUUGGCGUUGAUGUCGCAAUUAAAAACAGCGGUCGUUUCCAGUUUCCCGUUUCAUUUGCAACGUUUAAGCAAUACAUUAAUAAGCAACGUCUUAUUAAUGAUCUCUUGCGGAAGAAAACAGAUCAAGAGCGCCAAUUGGCGCUGGGCGACUCCAAGAAAUUGGAGGAUUUAUUGCGCAAAGGUUACAACAUAUUUUAUAUGUUUCCGCAUCGUCGUCGCUUGAGCAAAUACGAAUUCAAGGAAGCGUCACCAGAGAUAUUAGAGCUCCUGCUAAAGCCUGGAGUGCCGCUCGACGAGGCAGCCGCCAAGACAGUAAGUGAAUCGCCAAGUUCCAAAAGUCGAAAAAAUAAAGCAAGAGCUAUUCAGCUUCAGGAGAGCCUUACCUCCAUAGUGUCCUUCGAUGUUUUUGAAAAGUUCAUCAAGAACAUCUAUGAAAUUGUUUGGCAACUAAAGCUAAACGACUUGAAAAAUGAAGGCUUCGAUAAUUGCGCUAAGGCUUAUUACAUAGCGUUCUAUUUAACGCCGGAAAUACGGGAGAGAAUCCAGUACGAGCUUGUGCCUUGCACCUCAUCAAUGAGAAAUCGUCUGCUGGCGUUGCCCAGCGAGGCUGAUAGGGCGAUUCUUCUCGAGAUGCAGAAGAUAUCUCUCGAGAUAGCAACAAGUCAAGAACUGGAGCUAAAUGUGAUCAGUCCACCCGUCGAACAAUUGCAAAUUGUUGAUACACCCGAAGUCUCUUAUGAAGUACAGGUGCCGUAUAAUAAGGAUGCCGUUGAAUCCAAUGCAAAGUCAAAAGAUGAUAAUCCUGUGACAUUCAAGUUAUUUAAGCGCUACAUUAAGAAUCUCGACGGGAUUGUGAGCGAAAUGUUAAGCAGCGAUGAGUACAAAGGCAAAACAAAAGAUGAGUGCGCCUUGGAGUAUUUUAAGGCCUUCUAUACAACUUCCCAGAUACGUAAGAAGUUCAAGCCAGAACUCAAGGCUUGUCCGUCAAAGAUUCGAGCGAAAUUACUUGCGUUGCCAGCCGAAGAAGAAGUAAUUGUUGAUGUUGUGGAUAUUGACAACGAUGUACUGAAUGAGGGAAACCCGCCAAAAGUAUUGACUGUUGCUCAGGAUAAGGAUAACGUCGUCGAUUUGCCCAGCAAGCAAAAUCUAGUUAAGAUUAAAGGCAUAAAUUAUACAUACCCGGUUGAUAUCAAAACAUUUCUGAGAUAUGUCAACUACGAUGAACUCAAGAAACAGCUGGUCGAUGCUCAUGCAAAAACGAAGAAAAUUGGCGACGUGGCGAAUGAAAAACAAUUGUUUAAACGUUUUUACUAUUCCUUUUAUCUUGAUAAGAGCUUGCGGAAACAAUUUAACUAUAAUUUCAACGCAGCGCCAGCUCAUCAACGAAGUAAAUUUACCGAAAUGGCAGUUGCAAUAACAGAAAAACAUGGAGAAGAAUUGCCGCAACAAGUGGCAAACACUGAACCCUUCUAUACGACUUCCCAGAUACGUAAGAAGUUCAAACCAGAACUCAAGGCUUGUCCGUCAAAAAUUCCAGCGAAAUUACUUGCGUUGCCAGCCGAAGAAGAAGUAAUUAUUGAUGUUGUGGAUAUUGACAACGAUGUACCGAAUAAGGGAAACCCGCCAAAAGUAUUGAGUGUUGCUAAGGAUAAGGAUAACGUCGUUGAUUUGCCCAGCGAGGGAAAUCUAGUUAAGAUUAAAGGCAUAAAUUAUUCAUACCCGGUUGAUAUCAAAACAUUUCUGAGAUAUGUCAACUACGAUGAACUCAAGAAACAGCUGGUCGAAGCUCAUGCAAAAACAAAGAAAAUUGGCAACGAGACGAAUGAAAAGCAAUUGUUUAAACGUUUUUACUAUUCCUUUUAUCUUGAUAAGAGCUUGCGGAAACAAUUUAACUACAAUUUCAACGCAGCGCCAGCUCAUCAACGAAGUAAAUUUACCGAAAUGGCAGUUGCAAUACCGGAAAAACGCGAAGAAUUGCCGCAACAAGUAGCGAACACUGAACCCAGUACCUCCACACACAUCAGUGCACAGGAACAACCGAUCCUUGAGCCCAGUAAUUGCAAAUCGAAUGAAAUUACGUGCAGUGAUUGUGAACUUGAUGUAAUCGUGGACAUUGGAAAAUCGGGACGCUUUCAAUUUCCUGUGUCUUUUGAGACAUUCAAGCGUUGCAUUAACUACGAUGAGCUGCUGCAUCCAUUGCUCUUGCAUGUCACUCAACAAUGCAAUGAAGAAGCACGGAUGAUUGCAAAAUCGGAUCCGAUGCGAUGUCGUAAUGUCUUUACACGAUAUUAUCGUUCGUUUUAUGUGCGACCAAUUGUUCGCAAGCAGUAUGCCUAUCGAUUUGAGUCUGUUAGUGCAUCAUUAAAGUCCAAAUUGAUGCAGUAUGCAGUACCUCUUAACGCAAGAGCCAGGAAGGAGAUGAAUAUAGCUGCAACAAUUGGCGCACCGAAGGCGUGUGCGGCCGUAAUUGAAGAGGGAACCACGGAGACAGAGGUAGAUAUGGAGAUAGACGAAAUUGUGGAAAUCACUGAAAUAAAUGAGCCAAACGUGGCUUCAUUUGGGAAUGAAAUCGCAAUUGGAAUAAAAAAGAAUUCCGUGGUGACUCCAAAUGAGGCUUCUAAUGCGUCCGGGAAAAUUUCAAAUACGCAAAUUACGGAAGAAGUGAUCAUUUUAAACUCUGAGGAUACUGAUGUGUCCCUCCAAAGAACACCUUUAAUGGUAGAGGCUUCAACAAUUGUAGAAAAGACCUCCAAUGCAUCCGGCAUUCUUAGAAAUAAAACAAUGAUCGACUUAGAGAAUACCCAUACUUUCGCCAUUGGCGAAAAGGCUGCAUCACCUAGAAUGGCAGUUGCAAUAACGGAAAAAUGCAAAGAAGAAUUGCCGCAACGAGUAGCAAACACUGAACCCAGUACCUCCACUGAGAUCUGUGAACAGAAACAACCGAUCCUUGAGUGCAGUGAUUGUGAACUUGAUGUAAUGGAGGAAAUUGUAAAUUUGGGACGCUUUAUAUUUCCUGUGUCUUUUGAGACGUUCAAGCGUUGCAUUAACUACGAUGAACUUCUGCAUCCAUUGCUCUUGCAUGUCACUCAACAACGCCAUGAAGAAGCACGAUUUAUUGCAGAAACGGACCCAAAGCGAUGUCAUAAUGUCUUUACACAAUUUUAUCGUUCGUUUUAUGUGCGACCAAUUGUUCGCAGACUGUAUGCUUAUCGGUUUGAGUCUGUUAGUGCAGAAUUAAAGUCCAAAUUGAUGAAGUAUCCAGUACCUCUCAACGAAACUGCUAGGAGGACGAUGAAUAUGGCUACAGUUAAAGAUGUGGCAACAACUGGUGCAGACGUAAUUGAAGAGAGAACCCCGGACGAAGUGAUAUUUUUAAGCUCUGAUACCGAUACUGAUACCGAUGUAAGUUUCCAAAGCACACCCUUGAUGGUAGAGACUUCAGCAACUGUAGAAAAGACCUCCAAUGCAUUCGGAAUUCUUACAAAUAAACCAAUGAUCGGCUCAGAGAAUACCCAUACUUUCGCAAUUGGUGAAAAGGCUGCAUCAACGAGCUCUGGAAAGACGAAUGAUGACUUAAUUGCGGAAAAUAAUUCUGAACUUAACACAAAGAAGAUGCACACAUCGUCAAUUCCCGCUUGUGAAGUAGAAAAGGUUAAAAAUACGCCAAUAACUGGAACAGACAAAUCGAAUAUAGUAAAAAAUACAGCAAUAGCUGGUGUAGAGAUCGUCCACGAGUCUGAUAUUGUUGAAAAUACAGCAACUGAAGUAGUAACAGCUAUCAAAGAUAAUAUGGCAUUAAGUGGCAUAGAGAAGAAAAUGCCACAUCAUGAGUAUGAAGGCAGCCCAUCAACGACUCUGCCAGUUUCAUUCAAACUAUUUAAAAAAUAUAUCACAAAUCUGGAUGCAAUUGUUCAGCAAAUGUUGAAAUGCGAUGAUCACGCUGACAAGACAGAGGAUGAGUGUGCUUUUCAAUAUUUUACAGCGUUCUAUUUGGAGCCAGCAGUACGUGAAAAGUAUGAGUUCCAAAUCAAACCUUGCCCAGCAAAACUGCGCGAAAAAAUACUUUCAAUACCUGUAAUUGAGCACGAGUCGGAGCAUGGAGCUGAGCUGCAACUUGGAGUGGAAGCUGAGCCAGAAACAAAUGAAAGCCCGGCGGAACUGCUGGACAUCAACUGUAAUUCGCAGCAAAGCAAUGACAGCGAUCCGCUUGUUGUAAGCCAAAGGAUUAUAAUAACGCUGAAAAAUAUGAUUUAUGAAUUUCCAGUUGCGCUGCAAACAUUCAAACAAUUUAUCAACUAUGAAUCAUUAAAACUGGAGCUGGUUAAAACCUACAUGAAAGACAAGCCCAAAAGUAAUGUUGAAUCGAUUUUAAAUGACGAGCAAAUUAAUUCAUCAUUGUUGCGACGCUUUUAUCACUCGUUCUACAUUGAUCCUCGAGUGCGAAAAUGUUUUAAGUAUAAUUUUAACGCUGCUCCAGUUGAGUUCAGACCGAAACUGCUCGAAUAUGCUGUGCCACUUGUUAGGGCAACAAGGCCUAUUAAGACCGAGAAGAUAGCAACGGUUGAAGAUGCACAAAAGGAAAAUGAGUUGCAAUUAGCUGUAAACUCCACACUGGACUUAAAUGACAUUCGAGAAAACAAUGCGGCAUUCGCGCAAGUCUCAGCGCAAGAACAAAGAUGUCUCAGUGUUGACUUAGAAACAAUUGCAAAUAGGAAAGAUGCUGAAGUUUCUACUAGUCAAGGAGCUGCCCAGUCACUUAACAUGGACUCAAUGCCAGCAAAGCGAGCGUGUGAUGUGCCCAAACUUAAUGUUUCAGCUGUUUGUUCUACUGGCAUUUCGCCGCCGUCGACACAGUGCUCUAUAAUGAGCACGCCGGAGACAAGUGAGCAGAGUGGUAGUUCAGCUGCUGUUGCCUCGCCACUGGAGAAAGAGUCACCGUUGUGCAGUCUGGAAUCAAUGGCGCCUUUGUUACAAAGCGGUAGCUCUGAGAAGAGUAAAACAGACAAUCAUCAAGCAUCAAGUGAUGCUGCAGCUGGUGAGGUCUUGCAGCAGCAGCUUGAGUCCCAGUUGCAGUCUCCGGAAGCGUUGUCAGCGACGUCCGAGAUUGAAGAUCAAAGCAGUAAUGACUCAACAGUGAUUUACAAUGAUAAAGCUGAUAGAUGCCUUGCGGAUCAUACUUAUAACAUAUCUUGGUCAUCUGGAAAUGAAUGCGAAAGUUUAGAAGAUAUAUAUGCAGAUAGAUCGGAUGAAUUAGAGUUAUUGGAAAAGCAAAAUGUAAUGGAAUAUAUACCACAUAACUUGACCUACUAUAUAGCACAUCGGACGAUGAACCUGAGAACACGUGCAUUGUUGGAGAAAGAAUUCAUAAUUGAUAGAAGACCAAAGCAAAAAGCAGAGGAAUUAGCAGCCAAUGCUAUACGAAGUGCUGCAAACCCACAAACUAUUGCCAAGAGUUAUACUACUGGCAACAAGACUAUUCCCAUGGUUGUGAUAUUUCCUAGCUCAACAGCGGUUGCAGCGCCCUUAGCAUCUGCAGCAGUUCCAGCCACGGUGACACUAAGAAAAGCUAAUAAGGAAAUAAUUGCAAACAUCAAAGUUGAAGCUAAAUAUUCCACUGAGAUUGCAGAGGCUGCAAAUAACAGUGAAUCUAAUCUCGUUGAUGUUAAGGAAGACAUCGUUGAUGUUGAUGAAGACAUCGUUGAUGUCGAAUGCUCUACAGCAAAUGUUGCUAAUCAACAUCAGAACACAUUUUCGGCGCCAGAGAUACUAGAAAAAGUAGGAACGACAAAAUUUGCAGAUAGAAGAACCGAAAAAGUUACAAGAAAAGUGCCGCGCUCCAUUGCAACUGUGGUUGACAAUUCAACAGAGAUAACUAAAGACACGAGGACGAAUGCAGUUGAAAGUAAUAAAGAUAAAGUAUCUGGCAUAGUUACAGCAACAAAUGCGAAGAUAGGCUCAACAGUAGUCGCCACAAAUGAAACAAGUUCAACUGCAACAACAGCAACAGCAGGAACUAGCGAAGUAGUCUCGCCGGGAAUGAUUCGAGUUCAAAAAAGUGUCACAGAAACAAUCCCUAGCUCAAGAGCAGUAACUAAGGAAGUAAUCGUAGCGAAUGAAUCAAGUUCAAAGAGUGUCACAGAAACACUUGCUAGCUCAACAGCAGGAACUAACGAAUUAGUCUCUGGGAAUAAAUCGAGUUCGAAGAGUGUCACAGAAACAAUCCCUAGCUCAAGAGCAGUCACAAGCGAAGUAGUCGCCGGGAAUGAAUCCAGUUCAAAGAGUGUCAAGAGUGUCACAGAAACACAUACUAGCUCAACAGCAGGAACUAGCGAAUUAGUCUCUGGGAAUAAGUCGAGUUUGAAGAGUGUCACAGAAACAAUCCCUAGCUCAAGAGCAGCAACUAAGGAAGUAAUCGUAGCGAGUGAAUCAAGCUCGAAGAGUGUCACAGAAACAAUACCUAGCUCAACAGCAGCCACAAGCGAAGUAGUCUCUACGAAUGAAUCGAGCUCGAAGAGUGUCCCAAAAACAAUUCCUAGUUCAACAGCAACAUCUAGUAAAGUAGAAGUAAACAAGGCAUCAUAUACAUCGGCAACAAAAGCAUUAGAAACGGUUUCGGAGGCAACCAAAGCGACUGCGCCUCAAGCAAUAGCAUCCACUGAUGCAGCAAGGGAGACAAGUAAAACGGCUCCAGCAGCUGUUGUCAGUGAAAGCAGCUCUUCAUCGCAAUUGAAGGAAUCAAAUAGGGCAGUAGCAAAGCCGACAGAGGAGACAACAGAUGCACCAACGACAUUCAAUUUAAAUUCGAUUGAUUUCUUUGCUCCCAUUGGCAAGGAGCAUAAUUUGAAGUAUUUAAUCUACACUAGCCAUGGUCUGAAGCAGACCGUUUGGUGCAUACUAUCGCAGUUGACUUGUUCAGAGUUCAAGAAGUAUACUUGUAUACACAACGGCGAGUCCUUCUAUAAGGACGAAAGUCUAUUUUCUCGCGUCUAUUCCCAUGUGAUACACGAAGGAAAUUGGCCAAUUAACCUGUUUGUCAAACUGUCAAUGUUGAUUGAACUAUUGCGGAACAAAGAUGUGCAAAUUGAUGAGCUGAAUUUGGCACAUUUGUCUCCCAAGGUUCUGCAUUCGUCUGAGCUCAUGCGCUACACCAACUUUGACGACAUUGCUGAGCGUAAUUAUCGCAAUCGCACAGGAGACCGUGUCAACAAUCUAGUGGAUUUGUUUUCUGAGGUCGAGAACUUCUACGUAGAGUGCUGGAUGCAGGAUCAGUGGAUUCAGCAAGUUCCUCGAGUCACAUCCCAGGAAUUAAAGCUAGCAAAUGCAAAGAUUGAGCCCGUUGCAUUGAACAUUCCGGAAUGCAGAAUUCCAAUUUGCUUGCUCGAGAAAGUGCCCGAAGCUGUCAUCGAAAUCGAGUCUGAGACGAUCGAGUUGUCUGAUAAUUCUCCACAGGACAUUCUGCAAGAGUCAGAUUGUCCAGCGACCCAGCUGGAGCAGUCUAUUGCUGGAAACAGUCUAUUCGUGGACGUUGAAGAUGUUGUCCCUGCAACACAAUUGCCGGAGGCUCAAAGUGAUCCACUUAUGGAAACUUCUAUAGAGAUGCCUACAGUUCAAAUCAAACAGGAACCUGUUAAAUUGCUCAGCAAUAUGCGCUUUACGAUCGAUAGCUCGCAGAGUCAAGAGGUUGUAUGUGAAAGCAUAUCGCCAGAGGAACAAAUUAUCAAUCUAGAUGAGGAUGACGAAAGAAUUGCAGCGGAAUUGUCGUGCUUCGCAAUUGUACCGCCCAAGGAUAGAAGUCCUCCACUGUCGUUCCUUAACGCCAAUCUUUCAAAAUGCGAGUUUGAUGAUCUAAUGAAGGAUGUAAGUUUAUCUCCCGAGCUGCAGUUGCAAAUCACCAAUCAAUUGAUGUCUUUGGAGUCGUCACAGAUUGAAGUUGCUACUUCGCCAACAGAAGAAUCGCAAGUUCCGGUUGCAGACGUUCCGCCAGCCGCAACCGCAGUGUCAGUUCCUGCUUCUCCAGUUCGAUCUGUAACAAUUAGAAAGCCCAGUCGAGCUUUCAAAUCCACUUUACCAAGCAAAAGACCACGUUUAAUGGCGGAUAAUGUGCCACAGCUAAGGCAUGACUUCCGUCCCUUACCAUUCACUGCCACGGUGCCCAAUCAGGCGGCUGUGAAUCCCAGUGCGCAGCAAGAGUUACCCACAACCUCCUCCAGCCAGGUGCAAUCACAGUCGCAGCAGGACAGCUCUGACCCUCCCAUGACUGCAUCCCAAGAGCUGGCCACGGAUAACACUUUGAUGGCAUCAUCACAACUGCAACACUUACUGGAUGCUCCGCAUGUCAAUGUGCGACAGGUAAAUGAACUCCCAAUGGCGGUGGAAUGUGUUAGUGAUAAGAACGAUAGGGCAAGUUUGUCAAUGCCUCAGGCCGUGUUGCAUCAACAAAUUGUGUUCAGCACGCUUCAGCGCUUCCUGUACUUUGAAUCGCUGACUACUUCGCAAAUAGCCAAGUAUCAGAUCAAUAGUCUGUCUGUAGGCAGCUUGCAUCAGCAGGCGCUGAUCUCUGUCAAUGGACAACUGUUCAACGUUAAUGGCCCGUUGCUGGAGCACCUCUUUCCUCAUUUGACACGUAGUUUGUUGCAGGAUUUGCAGCAUCUUUUAAACAAUGUUGGUGAAUUCAAUUACAACUGUCGCCUUAACUUGCACCAAGACACCAAAGAAGAUUUACGCCUUCGAGUGCUCUAUGCAUUUAUGAGAGCCUCGCCUCCUUUCACCCACAUUCGCCUCCAGUUCGAGAACGCGACUCGAGAGUGGGCAACUUUUAGUACAACCAAUGAACGUGAUAGGGAUUUGUUGCGACGAAAACCCAAAUGUGAUGUGCGCGCCAAUUUAAAACCUGAAAUACUGCAACGUAUGAAAGAAGUGAAAAGUUUAUGCUACUUUUAGUACUAGUUUUAUUAUUUAUUAUAUUAAACAAAUAAAAUAA